CAUCCCCUUAUCUAGGGUAACCUGAGGCCGCAUUAGACCGCAAUUCACACUAUGAAGACUAUUCCACUAUAUGUAGGGGAUUCCAUUAUUAGAAGCUAUUAUUUUCCCGUUAGGAUAAGGAUGGAUAAGCCCGGGUGCAGGAGUGUUGCAUUGUAAUUGUGGGUGUGCAGUGCUUCCCUUUCCCAUCCCCCCGCUGCGAGUCCCGGCAGGAAGGCGAGUGCGCAUGCGUGUUGUGCUCGGCCGUAUGUGUGUAUGUGAGAGCAAAGAAAGCUACAAGUAACCGGCGGCGACUCUCCUCCUGCCCCCCUCCCCUUCCCCGGGAAGCCGCUGCAGCCAUGUCGGGACGUUCGGUCAGAGCAGAGACACGAAGCCGAGCUAAAGAUGACAUCAAACGGGUUAUGGCCGCCAUCGAAAAAGUACGGAAAUGGGAAAAGAAAUGGGUAACUGUUGGAGAUACCUCUCUUAGGAUUUACAAGUGGGUGCCGGUUGCCGAGCCAAAAGUGGAUGAUAUUGAGUUGAAAGUGACAGAUGAGAAUUCGGGACUUCUGAGGCGACCAAAACCCUGUGGAAAAAAGACUAAGAACAAAAAGAAAACAAAAGAUGAGAAGUGUGGUUCAGAACUUACCACCCCAGAAAACAGCUCUUCACCAGGCAUGAUGGAUAUGCAUGAUGAUAAUAGCAACCAGAGUUCAAUAGCCGAUGCAUCCCCAGUAAAACAGGAGAACAGCAGCAAUUGUAGCCCUGCCCCUGACAACGUAAACACACAGGCAGACAGUACUGAGAUUAAAUCUGAGGAAGCCCACUCCAAUAACAGUGAACACCAGGAUUCUGAAGUUACUUCAGGGCAAAAUUCUCAGUCAUCUGUUGAAAGUGCACUAAAUAAUUCAGAGAAAACGGAAACACAAAGCUCUGCUGAUAAAGAGAUUGCUACAGAGACCUCCAAAAAUUCUCAGGAUUCUGAUGAUGGUGCCCCUCCUUGCAAAAAGGCUAAAGGGGACAGUUCGCAACAGAACACUGAAGCUAUGUAGACUAUCUAACUCGGUUUCUCUUUAUUUUAUUUGGGGUCUGUUUACUGUAAGGUACAUUGGUUAUUGCAACAAUAGGACAGCCUUACUUAAAACGGUCUUUAUCUCCUUGGUGAGAAUAGGACUUUUUUUUUUUUUUUUUCAA
Messenger RNA from Hyla sarda, 1170 nucleotides. It is a transcript of the gene BCL7A, whose product is annotated as BAF chromatin remodeling complex subunit BCL7A. The record is from RefSeq and is a predicted model, not a curated record. Bases 336 to 1028 code for a protein of 230 amino acids. The transcript is spliced from 7 exons. Lineage: Eukaryota; Metazoa; Chordata; Amphibia; Anura; Hylidae.